Ectocarpus siliculosus is the source of this 1788-nucleotide messenger RNA. The record is from the annotation of a GenBank genome assembly. Lineage: Eukaryota; Phaeophyceae; Ectocarpales; Ectocarpaceae.
AUGUCUGCGUAUGUUGACGAUGCGCCUGCUGCUGAUGGGCGUAUCGUGGAGCUUGCGAAGCAGACCACUUCUCGGCUCGAGGUGCUCUGGGAUGAGGUUGGGUACACCUCCGAAGAGAAGCGUCGUCAGAUGCAGGGUCUUGUCGAUGGAUUUCAGACUCUGUGCGAGAACAAGGAAAAGCAAGAGGAGGGUGUGAAAAGCCAGUUCGUGACUUCUAUCGCCGACGCAAAGGAUCGAAUCAAGACUGCCAGAAAGAAACUCGGACAGGAGCAUACAGAGGACUCCUCCACAGACGACAUGAGCCUCACGGACCAGCUAGCCUAUUACGAGAUGGAAGCAGAUGCAAUCAAGAAGAUGUGCAAGGCACAGCAGGAGAAGUUCGAGAAGUUGUCCGAAGAGUUGGUGCACAUGAGCAUGGUGCUGGGAGAUGACUCUGAUGCCGACCUGGCUGAGUGGAGGGACCUCGAGUCUUCCCUAACCAACGAGAGGCUCCAGGCCUUCAAAGACAAGAAGACGGAGCUCAACAAGGCCACGGAGGACCGCAUGCAGACGGUAGCAUCACUGGUGAGCACGGUGCAGGACCUGAUGGAAGAGCUCAAGAUCCCUGCAGCGACAGCCCUGGACAACCGCAUCUUGGGCUCGCUGGCAAUCCCAUCCUCUACCGGAGUACCAGUUCUUCAAACAACCGAGCGAACGGCAUCAUCUGUGGGCAUCGACAGAGCCGCGCUGGACGAGUUGGCCGCCAAGCACGAAGAGCUCAUCACGCAGAGGAACACUCGUCGGGAGAAGCUGGAGAAAAUGGGUGAGGAGAUACUGGACCUUUGGCAGCAGCUGGACAUCGGCAAGGAUGAGCAGGAUGUGUUCGCUAAGAGCGUGGACGGGAUGGGGCUACAGACGCUGGAGGCUGGAGAAACGGAACUCAACCGCCUCCGGAAGCUUAAGCUCGAAAAGAUGGGAGAACUCGUGCUGGCGUCCAGGGCAAAGAUCCGAGAACUCUGGGAUGAGAUCGGAUACUCCGAAACCGAGCGACUUGCGUUCAAGCCAAUGCUGGUCACGGAGGAGGGUUUCACGGACGAGCUCCUGCAACAGCACACACAGGAAGCGGACAAGCUGGCCACGAAGUUCGAGACCAUGAAACACAUCCUGGAGAAAAUCGAAGAGCGCGAAACCCUUGUCGAGCAGCGGAUCGAGUACGAGACCAGCACGAAAGACCCGAGUCGCCUCAGGCCUAAGGGCAGCCAAGAAGAGCGCAGAGAGCAACGCCGAAGGCUCCAGGAGGAACUCGAGACGGAGAAGCGCAUCAAGAACCGUCUCCCAAUGCUCACGAUCAGCUUGUCUAAAACCAUUCCCCAGUGGGAGAACGCACAAGACUCGGUGUUCCUGUACAAGGGCGAAAGGUACCUGGAUACCCUGCAGCGGUCGGAAGAUGAGUACCUAGCUCUCAAGGACCAGAUCAAGGCUGCCAAGGCUGCCACCAAGAAGGAGGAGUUGAGGAAGCAUGCGAUGGCGAGCCCCGCGCCAAAGUCGUUGAAUUCGGUGGCGCUAGGAAGAGGGGAGACCCCUCGCAGCACCCGGAAGCAGCCGGGUUCGUCUCGCAAAGCGGGUCCAAGCUCGUCGAUAAAAGCACCACGAACUCCGGCGCAUGGCCAUGCCGGCAAGACCACGCAAGUCCCUGCAAGCAAGAAGAGCGCGCCCGUCGGUAUGACAACGCCCAACCCAAAGACGGCAGGACGAAACGCCCCAUCAUCCGCCCUGUCAGGCAAGUACAACAACCAACAAGUACUGUAG